Anopheles cruzii is the source of this 2662-nucleotide messenger RNA. RefSeq names its product sarcoplasmic calcium-binding protein, beta chain (gene Scp1). Gene Ontology annotation, molecular function: calcium ion binding. The record is from RefSeq and is a predicted model, not a curated record. NCBI's taxonomy places the organism in Eukaryota, Metazoa, Arthropoda, Insecta, Diptera, Culicidae. Bases 124 to 699 code for a protein of 191 amino acids. The transcript is spliced from 6 exons.
UUAGACAAGUAAUAGCCACAUCUCCCGUUUGCUUGCUCGCCCAAAUCAAGCCUCUCUGUUCAAGUUCGUGUGCUGUUAGUUUCAGAGUAGAAUCUAAAUUCCAAACACAAAACCACUACCAAAAUGAGUUACUCGUGGGAUAAGCGUGUCGAAUUCAUCGUCAGUCACAUGUACGAUCUUGACAACAAUGGCUUCCUGGACAACAACGAUUUCCAGUGCAUGGCUCUCCGUGCCUCCGUCAUCGAGGGCAAGGGCGAGAUCAGCCCGGCCCGUCUGAACGAAUACAAGUUCAUCAUGAAGUCGCUCUGGGAUGAGAUCUCCGCCCUGGCCGAUUUCGACAAGGAUGGCAAAAUCACCACCGACGAAUUCAAACAGGCCGUCAAACAGACCUGCGUUGGUAAGGCCUACGCCGACUUCCCGAAGGCCAUGAAAGCCUUCAUUGACGCCCACUACAAGAUGAUGGACAUCAACAACGACGGUCUGGUCAGCAUAGAGGAGUACCGUUACAACUGCAUCACCAGAAUCGCCGUCGAUGACAUCAAGGUGGUCGAUGAUUCCUACAAAGCCCUGGUCAGCGCGGAGGACAACAAGAAAGGUGGAAUCACCCUGGAGAGAUACCAGGAGCUGUACGCCCAGUUCAUGGGCAACGAGGACCCGAAGUGCGCGGCCGUCUACCUGUACGGCCCAAUUCCAGAAUAAAUUGAUUCACCAACGAAACUCAUCUCCACCAAAAGAUCAACAUCUUCAACCCAUCUGCAGCUAAGGAAGAGAAGGAAGAACAUCAUUGACAAGAAAAAGACGUAGUUCUAACACCGUAAAAUAAUGUCGCAGACAUUCGAGAGCACUGCACUGCUCGCUAUCGAUGUUUUGAGCCGGACACCCUCCAGCAAAUGCCUCGCCCGGUCCGAAGCGCCGAUAGAGCUCCACCAGCCGGCGGUCGGCCGCGGUAAUGACGGCGGCGCCGGCAGCAGUGGCCGCUACUGCUUCUGCAGCGUUACAGUGCGUAAACCAACCCAAUUUAUGCUUAUAACAUAGAUCAGAUGCAUCAAUAGGAAAACUUGAGGCUCCCGAGGGACAACCGACAACCAGCAGAAAAAAAACGUUUUCCCUGUGGCAAGACUAGAACAACCUUUGAACAACGUAGCAAAACAUCGUCAUUAGUAUACAAGAACGGCAAACAACAACAACGCCACAGAAACACACAAAGCGGGUAGCACCACACGCAUCUCAUCGCAAAAACUGUGUUUUAAAUCAACUUCUUCUCUCUACGGGCCAUCUGUAGACUCGAAAACUAAAACAUCUCACCACCAACAGACAGACUAGCGCGCUUUUGGUGGCAAAAGGGAAGCCUUUUCCGCCCAGACACGCUUGUGGCACAGGUUUUGAGACACGCAAACACCGAAGAACCGUGUCGUUGCAUGUUGUACAGCAUAGAUGAAGAAAGCAGAAGCCAAAAAACAAAGCGUAGAAGAUUCCCGUGCCAACCGCGGAAACGGGAACGCGUUAGGCAAGUGAAUGUUAUCUAAUUUGUACGGACGGAGCGCGCGCGCGGCAGAAGUCUUCGUAGACGUAGACGCAAAGAAACCGCGAAAGGAAUGGAUUUUUAUUAAUAAAACAAAAUUCAUUUACCAAUCAAAAGACCUAGAAAGAUCGAACGAUCGAACUGUACCGCCGACUGUAGAGAAAGCGUGUCGAACAGACCCGGCAAACUUACCGGUUCUCGAUCGCGAGUGACUUCGCCCCUAACCGACCGACCGUCACCUGCCUAACUAAACCAGCCAAAGUAUACGCGAAACAAGUCCCUCGAAUUUUGAAAGGAGCAUUAACACCAUAAGAAACGCUACUAAGCAAACCCGGACACAGGCAGUUCACUUAAAUCGUCAGUGAAACCCCUUCACAGAGGGCGGGGCGCGCUGGGAAAACGGGGAUCGCCUCACUAUUUGCCACAUUUGGCACUACACUUUAUCCCACUGAACAGUGGGGAGACCGUCGGCCGUCAGGGCCGAAUGGAAUGAACCGAAUGCUACCAUCUUUUUCCCCGAUCCGUACACGGACACACGCAUUUGUGCCGGGACAAUACUUUCAUUCUAUCGCCCAUUAUCGCGUUGGCGGCUGCAUCUCACCGUGUCCAGCCGUGUCGGUGAAGCUGUGCCAAAGUGUCCAAUAGAAACGCGUAACGUUUGGCGGUUUCCGCUACCUGCACGCAGCCCUCUUGUGUCCGGAGUAGCCUUUUUCCUCCGAAAGCUUUUCAUUCUCAUAGGAAAAGCCUUUUUGGAAGGUUAUAUUUAUUUACUUUUUUCAUCCGUAGCUCUCUAACUACUGCUAAAGCGCCGGCCUGGUCAGAUGUGCUGGCCCAAGGCGCGAAGAAAGGGUGAAGCAAAAUUAUGACCAACUUCCCGCCGUGUUGUGUCCGACGGCGCACGUCUCGUGACCAACGUGAACAAACACGAAACGGAAAGCUACCGAGCUUUGCAAACGUUAUCGCAGCUUUUGAGUUCUUUUUGAGUAGUGCCCGACACGCACUCGAAACCAAUUUGUACAUAGUACACACCUAGCUAUCCUUGCUCACCCAGCUUAGCUUUUUCCGUUGUUGUCCUUUUUUCUCCGCGAGCUACCGAAAAAUGGGCCCACAUCCUUGGCCCCUUUUUCUGGAGUCGGUAAU